Messenger RNA from Dryobates pubescens (Downy woodpecker), 2359 nucleotides. RefSeq names its product transmembrane protein 88B (gene TMEM278). Gene Ontology annotation, cellular component: plasma membrane. The coding region runs from base 752 to 1291 and encodes 179 amino acids. The transcript has 2 exons. NCBI's taxonomy places the organism in Eukaryota, Metazoa, Chordata, Aves, Piciformes, Picidae. The record is from RefSeq and is a predicted model, not a curated record. Gene Ontology annotation, molecular function: PDZ domain binding.
UCAGAAGCUCCUCUUGUAAACAGAGCAGCGUUGCACAGCUCUGAGCCCAGCUGGGAGAGGAAGACACUGCCUGUGUCUGAGUGCCUGCCACUGCAGGCAGCUGAGAGCAGUGAAGCCACACACUGCUCUGCUCUCUGCUUCCAGCUCUGCCAGGUGUGAGCGAGGGCUCCAGCAAGGCAGAGAGUGGGGAAAGAGCUGCUGCCUGCUGCCCUCACUGCUCACCUUGCUCGGAUGACUUGAGCAGGAAUAUUUGCUUGGGGAGAGGGUGAAGAGCUUGGAAAGAUGAUUUAAAGUCAAGGAGCUGUCUUCAAGUGCCCAAGCCUGAUAUUCUUAGCAAACAGCAGUGCUCAAAGGUGGAGGACAAUACUGAAGCACUCUGGAACCAAGCAGCCUCCCAACACUGAGGCAGCAGCUGUUUGGGACCUCUUGGAAUCACAAUCCUGGGAAGAACAACAACAAACUCAGGAGUACCAUGGACUGAAAAGCAAAAUAACAGCCAUUGCCAAGCUGCCAGCUGCCACAUCGACUUGGAAACUGAGGUUGGACACUGCUGGAAAGCAUUCUGAAAGGAAACAACCUGUGCUGGCCAGGUCCUGGGAGGGCAGGUGGCCAAGAGCGGCCUUUCCUUUCUUGCUCCAUUAUGAUCUCUGCUUAAGUGUGUGGAAGAGGCAGAAAAGGCUUCUGUUCAUUUCUGCCCUGUUCUGCUGCCAAAAGCAAACAAGCCACUUUUGACCAGCAGUCUUCCUGAAGAAUGUCUGGGCAGGACACUGAGGACUUUGGAGCAGAAAACCUCUCGGAGAAGUCUCGGAUGAUUCCCAGCCUCCCACCCUACGACAUCGAUGACCAACUCCUUCCCAGGGAGCCACGGAGCGCCUGGUGCUGCUUGGCAUGGGCCCUGCUGAUAGUCACCAUGAACACCUUGGUCUUUUUCAUGAAUUUGCUCUUGAUGUUUGUCAUCUUCACCAUUGUCCUGCUUCCUACCAUCGUGGUGGUUUACUUUGGCUUCCAGUGCCACUCCAAGGUGCUGCACUCAGCUGCCCGCUACUGCAGAAGCUUCUUGGAUGACAGCAGCUCCUCUGCCCUCAUUAUCCUUGGCUUUGUCAUCAUGUCCCCUCUGAUAGUGGCAGCCAUGGCCAUCUACUGCAGCCUGGCCAGGCGCUUCCGUCUCUUCAUGUGCUUCCAGCCCUGCAGCAGGGCUGUGUACAAGGGGGUGAAGUGGCGCUGGUACGAGGAGGGAGGCCUCUGCCGCUGUGCCAGGGGGUGGAACACUCAGGUCAAGGCCUGGGUAUGAGUUGGCAGCACCAGAGACCCUGCCCUAGCCAGCACCACCUUCUCCCUGACCUGUCCUUCCCCACCAUCACCUCCCAGAAUCACCACCCCGAGGUCUCUGCAGGCUGUGUAGGACCUAGAUGGAGGAAGGGAGAUGCACUAAGUGAGCCAUCUCCUGCAGGUAGGACUCUGCCCACCGUGAGGGAAACAGGGAAAACACAAAUCCCUGGUGGCACAGAGAGUGUUCAGCCCUGGAAGGAGCAUGGACUCCUCCCAGUGCUUGUUGCCUCCGGAGCACAGCACCACUUCCAGCCUUGACAGCAUGUUCAGCCUUACCUGAGGGGCAUGGAGCACCUGAAUAGGACCACACAGGGGUGGGAGCAGCUGCUGACCUUGCUCCAUGCCUUGGAGAGGACCUUUUGGGAAAGGCAGCCCCUGGGGAAACAUCCAGCCAGGGAGGGACCUGUGCUUUGCCCAAGUGCUGGGGUGCCCAUGUUUCUGAGCUCCCUCAAGGGUGCCUGUAGGUCACUGCCUCUGUGAUGCCUGAGAUCCACACUUUCCCACCCACCAGAUACUCCCCUUAGCAAUCCCUCUUUCCCCUCAUCUACAGCAGUGCUUGAGCUCCUUUUGCUGUUGCUGAGUGCUGUGAAUCUUUUGGUGUCCCAGCAAGGCUGGAUGCCUGGAGCCAUUCCAGCACUGGCACUGUGUUGUGUCAAACAAGGACCGAGUGGGGCCACAGACACUGACUGGCCCUCAGGGAGAUGCAGGUAGGCAGGAGGGUGGUGUCUGCUGUGCUGGGGGUGGCAUCUGCCAUACCCAGGCUGAUGUGUGGGGUGGCUGCAGUGUGUUCCUGGAACAGAAGCUGUCUCUGGGAGAGCUGCUGGGCAGGAGGACCCAGCCUGUGCCUCCUCCUGUGGUGCCGCAGGACUCCCGCGGGGUCUGAACUGCUGCUUAGCUAAGUCAGCUGGAUCUCCCUCUUGACCUCACUGGUCUCUGCAGUAAGAUCACAGCUCCUCUGUCACUAAAUUGCCCUGAGUGAGGAGCAGAGUGUGUGUGAGAAGGUCUGGCAUGGCAGCUGGAUGCAUGUUCC